Molecule: messenger RNA, 732 nt
Organism: Penicillium angulare
Lineage: Eukaryota; Fungi; Ascomycota; Eurotiomycetes; Eurotiales; Aspergillaceae
Exons: 1
Coding region: 1-732 (243 amino acids)
Source: RefSeq, a predicted model, not a curated record
AUGGGAGUUGCAGUCCCCAGGGGAGAUGAAUACUGGUCCCUAGCACCACGCAGAGGUGCUUGCACAUUGCUAGGGGCCUUGAUUUCGCAGAUGUCCCUGCGGAGGCGCUUGAUUUCGCAGCUGUCUCCUGCGGAGGCUCUUGGUGUCGCAGAUGUCCCUACGGAUCCUCUUGGUAACGCAUUUUUCCUUGCGGAGAACUUGGUAAUGCAGCGGUCUCCUGCAGAGAACUUGUUGACGCAGCGGUCUCCUGCGGGUCUCAAUUGUCAUCACAGCGUCCCCCUGCGGAGUUCACUUGGUAACGCAGCGCCCCCCUGCGAAGCACCGUUCUUAUGUCACUGGGCUUGGAUCAGCAACAGCCGUCGUCACGGAAACCUCAGGCCCGAAGGUCAGAGGCGACACACCGCGGCCGCGACGUGUGAAGAAAGAGAAAUGCAUCGGGGAGGAGCCUGCUUUUAUGGACUUCAGCUAUGCUUUCUCGCAAAUACCAGCAGUGCAGGUUUCUCACCGAGGACGGUUCUGGCGGUCGAUGCAAUGUCUUCACCGGUCUUGAACCAUGAGCUGGACGAUGCUGUUGAAUGGAUCGCCAAUCAUGUCGCGGCAGACAGCACCACGACCGUUCAUUCCAUCUGGGUGUGUAGUAUUCCUGACUCACAGAAAGUGCUGGUCGAAUCACAAAAUUGGCGCAGUUGCAAUCGGAGGGCAAAGAGCUGGCUCGCCCAUGGUUCACAGUAG